Molecule: messenger RNA, 5903 nt
Organism: Trematomus bernacchii (emerald rockcod)
Lineage: Eukaryota; Metazoa; Chordata; Actinopteri; Perciformes; Nototheniidae
Gene: csnk1g1
Product: casein kinase 1, gamma 1
Exons: 13
Coding region: 408-1793 (461 amino acids)
Biological process (GO): signal transduction; positive regulation of canonical Wnt signaling pathway; peptidyl-serine phosphorylation
Cellular component (GO): plasma membrane; cytoplasm; nucleus
Molecular function (GO): protein serine/threonine kinase activity; ATP binding
Source: RefSeq, a predicted model, not a curated record
CCUUUCACGAGCAGCGAAGAGAGAGCCGCUAACGACAGUCCGCUGUUAGCCUGAAACAUCAGUCACAACACCGAGAAAUCUUUACAUAAAGCUCCGGACAGCUCUGCACACUUCAGGCGUGACAUAUACAGAAGCCGUGUCCUCGUCUGGAUUUAUAACAGCGAAGGUCUUUCACCUUCUCCUUCCUGUGACAGAUGUUGAGGCCAGAGAUCAGCCUGUCCUAACAACUGUGAGGUGACCAGGUGAGGACAGGAGGAGUGUCGGUCAGCUGUGCCAGGUUUUGUCUCAUGAGAGUCACUGUGCCACCCAGGCACUGCCAGUGACCGGGCUGUGGCUGUGGAGGGCCCGGCCCAGGAGGCCUUUUUCUACAUCACUCCGGGCUCCUGCUGACCUGUGCUGCUCACACCAUGGAUCAACAGAGAGAUAAAUAUGGCGAGCGGCCCGCCAGGAGCACUAAAGUUUCCCAGGGAAGCCGCAGCGGACACUCGUCCCGACCAUCCGGCUCCUCCAGCUCGUCCGGAGUUCUCAUGGUGGGGCCAAACUUUCGUGUGGGCAAGAAGAUCGGCUGUGGAAACUUUGGGGAAUUGAAGCUUGGUAAAAAUCUCUACACCAACGAGUAUGUAGCUAUUAAACUGGAACCAGUGAAGUCGAGGGCACCACAGUUGCAUCUAGAGUACCGGUUCUACAAAACACUGGGAACUACAGCUGAAGGCGUGCCCCAGGUGUUCUACUUUGGGCCCUGUGGGAAAUACAACGCCAUGGUUCUGGAGCUGCUGGGCCCCAGUCUAGAGGACCUGUUUGACCUUUGUGACCGGACCUUUUCACUGAAGACUGUCUUAAUGAUAGCUAUUCAGCUGAUUUCUCGAAUGGAGUAUGUGCACUCUAAAAACCUCAUCUAUAGAGAUGUAAAACCUGAAAACUUUCUCAUCGGACGGCAAGGGAAUAAAAAGGAAAACAUCAUCCACAUCAUUGACUUUGGUCUGGCCAAAGAGUACAUCGACCCCGAGACCAAAAAACACAUUCCAUACAGGGAGCAUAAGAGCCUGACUGGCACUGCCCGAUAUAUGUCCAUCAAUACACAUUUAGGCAAAGAGCAAAGCCGGCGAGAUGACCUGGAGGCCUUAGGCCACAUGUUCAUGUAUUUCCUUCGUGGGAGCCUACCAUGGCAAGGACUGAAGGCAGACACAUUGAAAGAGCGAUACCAGAAGAUUGGAGACACCAAACGAAACACUCCCAUCGAGGUCCUCUGUGAGAACUUCCCAGAGGAGAUGGCCACCUACCUGCGAUAUGUGAGACGGUUGGACUUCUUUGAAAAGCCGGACUAUGAAUAUCUGCGGACUCUGUUCACCGAACUGUUUGAGAGGAAGGGAUACACCUUUGAUUACACCUACGACUGGGUUGGCAGGCCGAUACCCACACCAGUGGGGUCUACCCACAUAGACUCGGGAGCCUCUGCUGUGACGAGAGAGACCCAUCCUCACAGAGACCGGCCCACACCGCACCCACCCAUUAGAAACCAGACAGCAGCCUCAGACCGACGAGGAGCAUGGGAGGUGCAGCCCACACGCCAAGCAAACUCCUCCUACCUGACCUCCCACCUGGCAGCGGACAGGCACGGGGGCUCAGUGCAGGUGGUCAGCUCGACCAACGGGGAGCUGAAUGCAGACGAACCCCUGACGGUUCAUUCCAACGCUCCCAUCACAGCUCAGGCAGAGGUGGAAGUGGUCGACGAGGCCAAGUGCUGCUGCUUCUUCAAGCGAAAACGGAAGAAGAACACGCCGAGGCAGAAAUGAUCCUCCACCACCGACCUGAAACGCUCUGUGUCCCGCUCAGUUGAUUGUGAUCUCAGAAAUCAAUAAGGUCCCAUUCAGAAUAAUAAGGGGAGACAACCGAAAGGUCUUGAUUGAAUUGUCCUCUGGAGGGGCCCGGUAAAAAUGGUUUGUUGAGAUGGACAAGGGGCUUGUGUCUUUUGAUGGGAGUCUUAUUUUAUUUUUUUCCUCCUACAUUUGUUGGAAUGUUUUGCCGGCCAGUCGUCCAAACGGGGAACCUUUUUUUAUUUUUUUUGCAGAAGAAAUUAUAAUUUUUUCUCCCAUCCUAAAAGAAACCCAGCUUUUUUACUUUUUAUUUAAUUUUUGGAUGAUUUUUGCUCCUGUUUCUCUUCCAUGGUAUUGCAAAGACAGAGACAGAUCUUCCCGUGGACUGUUGCCACCUUCAGCCUGUUGCAUAUUAUCAUUUCUUUGCUUGUCCCACAAAAUCAUGUCUUCAUUUUCCAUCUGUCAAGUCCCAGUUCAAAGUGGUUUGCUCCUCAUUAGUUUGCCAACUCAUUUUUGACUCGAUGCCCUUUUUGGUCAUUCCUGACGUGGGACUGAAUGUAAACCUGAACACACAAGGAGCCAAGAGUGUAACUGCCUAUCUUCAGGCAGAAAGAGCACCAGUCAGCCAUUUGGCCCCUGCACUUUUUUUCCUCCAAAGAGGUCAACCUUGGCACUGGGACCCGGGGCCUGAGAGGACAGAAGCCCAGAGACGCCUCCUGCACUGUGGUCUCUGAGAAGGACUUCUGCUCACCUUGCUUGGUUAAAGCACUCUCCUUAACCACGCCGCUAAAAACACACUACAGUCUCUUUCGACUCGCAUGCCGUCUUGCUCCUGUCGGCUUUGUGAUAACGAGCAGCGACCUGACACUUGUUCACGGGGCAUAAAAACAAUGUGCUAUUUACGCUAUUUAACUCUUGGUUGCCACCUGUUUUCUUACUAAAUCUAAAAACAUACACACUGAAUGUAUGGACAGAAAUGCAAAUGACUUUGGAGCAUUUAUACAAUCUGUCAUGCGCAUGGGAAGGAAAUUGCAAUUUAGAAGUUAAGACCAAUGUUUUAAAAAAAAAAAAGGAAAAAAGUUUGACCAAAACUAAGUGGAUUAGAGGGGGAGGGUCUUAAAUGUUGUUAAUCUUAAUAAUGUGAUGGUCAAAAUUGACUCCUCACCGGAAGACACUGGGGGAUGUUGCUUUGGAGUGACAAGAGAAACUGGCGUGAUGUGCAUUGGAGAUCGAUUCACAGCCGCUCCACGCUACUGUCCAAUGCCUUAACCCCCCCCCCCCCCCCACCAACCUGUCCACAUCACAUCACCAGGUGGAGAAAGAGUACAGCAUGAUGGUUGUGUGACCUGGAGUGCAUCUUUUUGGGGUCUCUUGUAUAGUAAAGCCCAAAGUUCGCCAACUAGUAUCGGAGUAGUUAAUUAAUUCCCUUGCAACACGUAGGAUGUAUUCCCAAGGGAGAGCAAUGCCAAAUGGAAGGUUUGGUGUAAUAAUCUGUAUUAAGUCGUCCCUGCCCCCAGUCUGAAGACCCCUGUGCUGCAAAGCCAUGUUUUAAGUUUGGGCGACUCUGCUGAACCCCCGGUUCCUCUCCACUGUCAGCGGGGGCGAUAAAAUAACAUGUCCAUACCAUUUUUAUUUUUUAUUUAGUGUCAUGGAGGACUGCCUUGAAACAAUAUCCUCGAUAUGUCACCUUGCCUAUCCUCCUAACAGAGAGUGAAUUACCGUACAUAGGUGUUUUAUUUUUGUAUUUGAUAUCUUGCUAAUGUGAAUUUGUUGAAUGCAAUUAUUUUUUUUUCAUUCCAAAUAGCCAUGGGGAAAGAGAGGGUUAAAAAAAAAAGCUUGAGACCAUGACUGCACUACAUUUGUUGACUCGGCUUUCCCUGACGAGACCCUGCCUUCUUAAUACUGAACUUUAACGUGCUUAUUACUUUAAUUGUAGCUGCCUAUGCGUGCUAGGCUUUCCUUUAUAGGGUGCAGGGAAUACACUUUCAAUGGACUUUUAUCCCCACCCACUCCUUUGUUGUGCCAUGACACCUUCCUACUUCCUCUCUGCACACACGCAUGCACACACACACACACACACUCUCUCACACACGUCCUAUAUGAGUCUGAUCCUAGCGGAGUGCUAGAUUUGGUGUUUUGUGGACCUGCUCCAUCAUCUUUGGAAAUACAAUGUUGUAGAUGUUGCAGACUCAAUGAAUCAGUAUGUAAACCUGCUUGUUGCGUGUAUUUACACUGUAUAGCUUUUGGUUUAUUCUCAGCCCUGAUAUGUCAGUUACUCCGGGGUCUAAGUUAUUGUGUUAUUGAAAGUACUUGAAUAUGAAAAUCUACGGGACCUUUUAUGUUUGUUUUUUGCAUUUUCUUGGUCAUUUUCAUAGUAAAUCCAUACAUUUUUAGGGGAUUUGAGGGGAAUGAUGGGAAAAUGGGCUAUUUGAAUGACAGGUAUUCAUCUCCUUGAGAUGUCUUUAGUGCCUCGUGAGUGUGUUGGACAGGUGUCAGACUGUGGAGUCCUGUGCCAGUGUUGGGUUCAUGUUUUACCCAGAGGAGUUGGAUGGAGGUUAAAAUCACACUUUUGUUUCUGUGAAAUAUUAACCAUAAUGUAUUCCGAUCCAUUAAAAUCCUUUAUUUGUUCCAACACAUGUAACAUCUGCUGCCUGUGACUCUCCCCACAAGGCAUCAGCACACCCGGACUGUUUCACUCCAGCUACCUGUGAAAAGUUGGAAGUAUUUCUGUGUAGUGAGAUGGAUAUCAAGACUAUAAUAGCCUUCGACGUUCCCCCUGAAUUCCCCGAGUGCCAUUCUGAGACUACUACUGGCCCAUGCCAAUUUUGCCCGUGCCAGGAAAAUGUUUUUUUGACCAUCGCACUCCACCUUGUGUCCUUGACGUGUUCACUGUCAUUUGGAAAAAUCCCAGAGCAACGUGGCUCAAUUCAGUACCAGGAAGUGUUUUAACGGUUGUUAAAGAGUGUUGGAAAACGUGUUUUAUGAUUAGCUUCUGUUGGUUUCUCUCUCUUAAUGUUGAAACCAACAGCAUUUUGUCGACCAAGUUUAUUAUUUCAGAGUUGGAUUUGUGACCGGUCGUCUUCGCAGCGUCUGCUUCUUCCUUAAACUGUGGGUCCUGGCUGAAAUGGUAGAUAUAGAAAUAUUACUCUGAUGUAUUUACUUUUCUCUCUCUGGGCCUCGUACAGAGCGAUAUAGGAGUACACUGUGUGUUUUGUAUCUGCAUGGCUUACCUGGAGACGACAGCGAGCGUACUGUCUUGAGUUUCUCACCUGUCGGGCUCGUAUACUGUUGGGUCAGUGAGACGUUAUGGCUUCCAGUCCUCAUGUAAUAUAAAUAACAUUUAUGUCUUCUCACAGCACAUUCCAUUUCAUUUCUCAUUAUUUCUGGUAUUCACUUCAAUCGGACUUGUGUUGAUGGCUCUGCUGUGUAAAUCAACGCAAUGGACAGACAACGUGUGAAUGAAUGGCUUCGGUCUUUAUGGGUUCUCUGGCACUUUUUCCUUGUUGCUGUACUUUAGGAUUGUCUUGGAUUUACUGUAUUAUUUUUCUUUGAGGGAGAGGUUUAGGGUAACAUUUAUUGCAAUAUUGUGAUGAUUAUUUGAAAAUUGUAAAUUGUACAGAGUUCACAAUUAUACUCUUUGUUCUUUUUGUUGGGAUUCACGUAUUCUUUGAUUAUUUUUUUCUCUCAGACUGUGGAAAAUCAAAUUGUACAGCUUCAAGAGUUUAUCCUCCCCUCAGCAUUUUUCUUGCAGAGCUAUGAUUAAGAGAAAUCUUAAAACUGUAAAUAAAUAUUAUUGUGUUGAAAUAUGAAUGUCACUUCAAAAUGUAUUUGAAUGAGUUUGUUAAGGGCUUCAAGAAUGAAGGACCCACAUUUCUUCUUUUUAUUGUUUCAUACUUUUAAUUUGCAGAAAGGUAAAGGUCCUUUUUUAACUAAGAUGCCUUUUGUUUUUUAGUUUUCUCCUUGGAUUCAUAUAAAAGAAUGUGUGUCACACGUGAAUCCUAUAAAAUCACUUUUUAUUCCCUCCAUACCUAAAGGGAAACUCCAGUUUGCACCCUUUUUUAUGUACAAAUAAAAGAUCUCUCCACCUUG